This is a messenger RNA of Saccostrea cuccullata (small rock oyster), 453 nucleotides long. Its product is annotated as metallothionein-like. Bases 120 to 347 code for a protein of 75 amino acids. The record is from RefSeq and is a predicted model, not a curated record. The transcript is spliced from 4 exons. Lineage: Eukaryota; Metazoa; Mollusca; Bivalvia; Ostreida; Ostreidae. Gene Ontology annotation, molecular function: metal ion binding.
CACUAAAUAUUUUGUGGGAACUCACCUUCUAUUCUUCAUUCAUUUUGCGCCGAAUUCUCCAAGACACUAGACAGAUAACUUCGAAGUAGUAAGAAGGUAUCUACUAAUAAAAAAGAAGAAUGCCUGCCACAUGCAACUGCACAGAAAGUGGAAAAUGCCAAUGCGUGGAAUUUCAAACCUGUCCACCAAGCGUCUGUAAAUGUGGACCCGGAUGUAAAUGUGGAGCUGGGUGCACGUGUACUGGAUGUCAGCUGAAGUGCAGCUGUAGCGGUAAUUGUGCAUGUGGACAAGGCUGCACCGGACCUGAAUCUUGCAAAUGCGCAAACAACUGUAGCUGCAGAAAGUGACGAAAUAUAUAUUAUACAUGUAGUAAUGUGGUCUCAGGAAUAUCUUGUAUUUCACAACCAAAGAACAAAAUAAAUUUUCCAUUUAAAUAAAUAAAUUGAUUUUCGA